Pestalotiopsis fici W106-1 is the source of this 582-nucleotide messenger RNA. RefSeq lists its product as uncharacterized. Lineage: Eukaryota; Fungi; Ascomycota; Sordariomycetes; Amphisphaeriales; Sporocadaceae. Gene Ontology annotation, cellular component: RNA polymerase III complex. The transcript has 4 exons. Gene Ontology annotation, biological process: transcription initiation at RNA polymerase III promoter; DNA-templated transcription. The record is from RefSeq and is a predicted model, not a curated record. Bases 1 to 582 code for a protein of 193 amino acids.
AUGUUCAUUUUGACAAAAAUCGCCGACCUGGUGCAGAUUGCCCCUGCGCAAUUCGAGAAACACAGCAGGGUCGCUAUUGAGAACAACAUCAAUGCAAAGUAUGCGAACCGCGUAAUCCAAAAGAUUGGUCUCUGUAUCUGCAUGUAUGACCUUCUCUGGGCUUCCGAGGGUCUCAUCGGACACGGUACGGGACUAGUCAAUGUCAAUGUCGAGUUCCGCCUCAUUGUCUUUCGCCCAUUCAAGGGCGAGACCCUGCUUGGAAAGAUUAGCAGUGCCACGCCCGAUGGCUUGAACAUCCGCACCGAUUUCUUUGAAGAGAUUUUCGUCUCUUACAAAGAGUUGCCCGAAGGCUGCGAAUUUGACCACAAUGAACAAUCAUGGGUCUGGGUAGUAGAUGACCAGCGCAUGUACUACGAUAAGAACGAAAUGGUCCGACUUCAAGUCGUCGAUGAGGAGUGGCAUGAUCAGGUCCCAGACAGCACCUCUGAGGAGGCAGUCGAAAAGGCCAAGAAGAUCUCCCCAUAUAGUGUUCGCGGAACCAUGAUGAAGGAGGGCCUCGGCUGUUGUCUGUGGUGGGAAUGA